UGCUGUCUCAUUCAUUCGACUGCUCUAAUCAGAUCGAAGCGUAAACAAAACAUCACAGAACGAGUGAGAAUCCGAUUGUAGCUAAAAUUAAGUUACCGCUGUUUUUCGCGUUUCUACUCGAUCCGAUAACGAAACUCCGGUAGUGCCAGUUCCCAGUGCAGUGUAUGCAGAAACCAUGUCCCACCAAUUGUGACCAUUUAUCGACAGUCGACUCAGCGAGGUGAAGCAAAACAUCAUACGACCCCCCACACACACUCCGAGCACAAGCAGUGGAAAUCAAUUAAAGCAACUACCGUACCGUGUGGAGCAACGAUGCCUUCCCCCAACCAAGGGGUGCCACCGCCUCCGAGCAUCGACGAGCUGUACAUGGAGCGCGACUUUUACAUCGGACUUGCGCUGGCCCUGUCCAGCAGCAUUUUCAUCGGGUCUAGCUUUAUCAUCAAGAAAAUUGGUCUGCUCCGGCUGUCCCGGGUCGGUUCGGUGCGGGCCAGUGCUGGCGGGUUUGGCUACCUGCGUGACUGGAUCUGGUGGGCAGGCCUUAUCUGCAUGGGUGUUGGAGAGGCGGCCAACUUUGCCGCUUAUGCCUUUGCGCCGGCCUCGCUCGUGACGCCGCUCGGUGCCCUUAGCGUGAUCGUAGCCGCCGUUAUGGCUUCCAAGUUCCUGAACGAACGGUUAAAUCUGCUCGGCAAACUUGGCUGCUUUCUCUGCAUCGUAGGAUCGACCAUCAUCGUCAUACACUCGCCGAAGGAGGGUGAGGUGGAGGAUCUGAAUCUGCUGAUUAACAUGCUGCAAGAUCCCACCUUCAUUACGUACGUCGUGCUGAUUCUCUCCCUUUCGCUUUUCAUCGCGUGCUGCAUUGGACCGCGGUACGGGCACAAGCACGUAGCGGUCUACAUUCUGCUGUGUUCCGCGAUCGGUAGCCUAACGGUCAUGUCCUGCAAAGCGCUCGGGCUCGCACUGCGCGACACCCUGUCCGGCAGGUCGAACGACUUCGGGCUGUGGCUUCCGUACUUUCUCAUCAUUGUGACGGUCGUGUUCGUGGGCAUACAGGUGAACUACCUCAACAAGGCGCUGGACAUAUUCAACACCAGCAUCGUGACACCGAUCUACUACGUCAUCUUCACGACGCUGGUCAUCACCGCGUCGGCGAUCCUGUUCAAGGAAUGGCGCCACAUGCGCGCCGAAGACAUUAUUGGCGAUCUGUGCGGCUUUUUCGUCGUGAUCGUCGCUGUGAUACUGCUGAACGCGUUCCGCGAGAUGGACAUUAGCUUGAGCGACGUGAAAGGCAUUAUGCGGCCGAAGCGCGAGCUGCUACACUCAUCGCACAAGGGUGCCCAGUACGAGGACUAUCUGAACGACAGCGAAGAGCGGGGCCCGCUCAAGCCCCAGUACGGUACGAACUACUUGAAUGCGUAACGACAGCUGGCGGGCUGUCGGGAUGGGCCGCCGGCAAAGGAGGAUCGCCGCAGUACGUUACAUUUGGCCCGGGAGGCGACCGCGGCCAAGCUGAGCUUGUUGAAGCAGGUGUGAACAAAACGAGGAGACCAAAAAUGAAGACAGCUUCACUAAAUUAUAACCGAAAUCAGACACACUGACUUGGGGCAUUUGUUUUGUUUUUAAGCAAUACUAUUUGAAAAGAAAUUCUCAAAGAAAACCGCUAAAACCUGUGUAA
This is a messenger RNA of Anopheles stephensi (Asian malaria mosquito), 1672 nucleotides long. It is a transcript of the gene spict, whose product is annotated as magnesium transporter NIPA2. NCBI's taxonomy places the organism in Eukaryota, Metazoa, Arthropoda, Insecta, Diptera, Culicidae. Gene Ontology annotation, biological process: magnesium ion transport. Gene Ontology annotation, cellular component: membrane. Gene Ontology annotation, molecular function: magnesium ion transmembrane transporter activity. The record is from RefSeq and is a predicted model, not a curated record. Bases 313 to 1416 code for a protein of 367 amino acids. The transcript has 2 exons.